UACUGCACUGCUUGUUUGAUUGAGUUGGGCGGCCCUCCUCUCCUGCUAUCACUCACUUUGGGAGGGGAGGAAAGGGCCUUCUCGUCGUCUGCUCCGGCGAGCCAUCGGAGGGAGGGAGGGAGGGAGCAUGCGGCACCACCACCACGCCUGCAGCCGGGCCCACCAGGUGGGCGCCCUCCUCCUGGUCGCCGCCACCUUCCUCCUCACCCGUCUCUUCGACCGCCUCCUCCUCGACACUUCCUCCUCUUCCACCGCCGUCCCCUCCUCCUUUGCAGUUGCAGACGCCGCCCUCCGCAUCUACGUCUACGCCGAGGACGAGAUCCACGGCCUGCGCGCCCUGCUCCGCGGCCGCGACGGCACCGUCCCCGUCGCCACCUGCCUCAAGGGCCAGUGGGCCACCCAGGUAAAGAUCCACCGGCUUCUUCUCAACUCAAGGUUUAGAACAUUCAACAAGGAUGAAGCAAAUCUCUUCUUCGUUCCCAGCUAUGUUAAGUGCGUUAGGAUGACAGGGGCACUCAAUGAUAAGGAAAUCAAUCAGACCUAUGUCCAGGUUCUCAGUCAGAUGCCAUAUUUCCGUAGAUCAGGUGGGCGUGACCACAUUUUUGUCUUCCCAAGUGGUGCUGGAGCUCACCUAUUUCGCUCGUGGGCGACAUUUCUGAAUCGAUCUAUCAUCCUUACUCCAGAGGGUGAUCGUACUGACAAACGAAGUACAAGUGCAUUUAAUACAUGGAAAGAUAUUAUUAUACCCGGGAAUGUGGACGAUUCUAUGAUGAAGUCUGAUGCACGUGCUGUCCAACCAAUCCCAUUGUCGAAAAGGAAAUACUUAGCAAACUUCCUUGGACGUGCCCAGGGAAAAGUAGGCCGCCUUCGGCUGGUGGAGUUUGCAAAGCAGUAUCCUGACAAGCUGGAGUCUCCAGAACUGAAGUUGUCUGGCCCUGAUAAAUUGGGAAGGAUUGAUUACUUCAAGCACCUGAGGAAUGCAAAGUUCUGCUUGGCUCCUCGUGGCGAGUCGUCGUGGACACUUCGGUUCUAUGAAUCCUUCUUUGUGGAAUGUGUGCCGGUGAUCUUGUCAGAUGAAGUUGAGCUUCCUUUCCAGAAUGUGAUCGACUGCAGAGAGAUAUCAAUAAAGUGGCCAUCGUCUAGGAUUGGACCUGAACUCCUCGGGUACCUUGAAUCGAUACCAGAUGAAAGGAUCGAGGAAAUGAUUGAUCGUGGGCGUGAGAUGAGAUGCUUGUGGGUGUAUGCGGCGGAUACGGAGCUGUGCUCCGCCAUGAGCGGAAUCUUGUGGGAGCUGCAGAGGAAGGUACGGCAGUUCCAUCAAUCGCCGGAGACGUUCUGGCUGCACAACAGGUCGAUUGUGAACAGAGAUCUGGAUGAGUUCCACCGCUGGAGAAGGCCUGUUCCGUUGCCAUGAGCCAUACAUAACUCUCAACUCGACGAGUCAGCUUGGUAGGCAUUUUUGAGGGAGGCUGAGUUUUCCUUGUUUUGUUAAUCUGGAGAAGAAGCAUGCACGUUACGUUGUAACGUAGUAGUUUGUUGCGUUGCGUUGCAGCGUUGAUUUGAGACAGGCGGGUACUCCAACUUCAGUAGACACAAC
Phragmites australis (common reed) is the source of this 1597-nucleotide messenger RNA. RefSeq names its product probable glucuronosyltransferase Os03g0107900. Lineage: Eukaryota; Viridiplantae; Streptophyta; Magnoliopsida; Poales; Poaceae. The transcript has 8 exons. Bases 128 to 1414 code for a protein of 428 amino acids. The record is from RefSeq and is a predicted model, not a curated record. Gene Ontology annotation, molecular function: glycosyltransferase activity.